This is a messenger RNA of Zymoseptoria tritici IPO323, 2000 nucleotides long. RefSeq lists its product as uncharacterized. Bases 111 to 2000 code for a protein of 629 amino acids. The record is from RefSeq and is a predicted model, not a curated record. NCBI's taxonomy places the organism in Eukaryota, Fungi, Ascomycota, Dothideomycetes, Mycosphaerellales, Mycosphaerellaceae. The transcript has 3 exons. Gene Ontology annotation, molecular function: NADP binding; N,N-dimethylaniline monooxygenase activity; flavin adenine dinucleotide binding.
CCCUCGGUGAUAUCUUCGUCCGGUUAUUAUAUAUUGCUGACUGGACUCCUCUUCUGUCGCUUUCAUAUUGUUCCAUUGAUACUCACAACCUCUUCCUAUAAACAUACAUCAUGGCCACAGCAGACGUCCUUCAAAAGGUCGACCUCCUAGGCCCACAACCGGAACAAGUCAACCUUCAGGCAGACUUUGAAAAAUCCGAAGCACCGUUACCAGCUCUGGAUCCUGUCAAGCUCAAGGAGAGAUACAUCGCCGAGCGAGACAAGCGACUCGAAAAUGGCGGCGGCAUCAACCAAUAUAAAUUGAUUGACGACGGCGGAGAGUUCUCACACUACCUUACAGACCCUUGGGUCGAGCCCGGCUUCAAGAGAGAUCCGAUCUCUGAGCAAGUCGAUGCCGUAAUCAUUGGUGGUGGUUACGGUGCACAACUUGUCGCAGUUCGCUUGAUCGAGGCCGGCGUGAAGAACAUUCGAUUGAUUGAGAAGGCCGGCGAUUUUGGUGGCACUUGGUAUUGGAACAGAUAUCCAGGCGCUCAAUGUGAUAUCGAGUCGUACAUUUACAUGCCACUUCUGGAGGAACUCGGCUAUGUGCCAACGGAGAAAUACGCACACGCAAAGGAACUGCUCAAGCACUCCGAGAUGAUUGGAAAGAAAUGGGGACUGUACGAGAAAACUCUCUUUCAGACAGAGGUCGGUGAGCUUCGAUGGGACGAGGAAUCUGCCAUGUGGACUAUCAAGACCAGCCGCAACGACGAGAUCAAGACACGCUUUGUCAUUCCUAGCGCUGGUCCCCUGCAUCGUCCAAAGCUUCCAGGUGUGCCAGGUCUGAAGGCAUUCAAAGGCCACAGCUUCCACUCCAGUCGGUGGGACUACAACUACACUGGCGGAGACAACGAAGGUGGAUUGACCGGACUGGCCGACAAGCGGGUAGCCUUGAUCGGAACAGGAGCCACCGCCGUACAAAUCGUCCCGAACGUAGGCAAGUACGCUAAAAGCCUCCACGUCUUUCAGCGUACACCCUCUUCAAUCGAUUACCGCAACAACAAACCCACCGAUCCAUCCUGGUCCCAAGGCCUCGAGAAAGGCUGGCAAAAAGAGCGCAUGGACAACUUCAACCUCAUCGUAAACGGUGCGAUCCUCGACAAAGACCUCGUCCAAGACGGCUGGACCGAGAUCCUCCAAAUGCUCCUCGCCCGGCGCAAAGCCGACUCAACCGACCCCGAAGCCGCCGCCGCCGAACGCCAACUCGCCGACUUUGAGAAAAUGAACAAGAUCCGCGCCCGCUGUGACUCCGUCGUCAAAGACCCCGCUACCGCCGAGGCGCUCAAGCCGUGGUACAACCAACUCUGCAAACGACCCUGCUUCCACGACGAGUAUCUCGAAACCUUCAACCGGGAAAACGUACACCUCGUCGACACGAAAGGUCUCGGCAUCGACCGCAUCACGGAGCAAGGCAUCGUCUCCCAAGGCGUAGAAUACGAAUUCGACUGCAUCAUCUACGCGACCGGCUUCGAGCUCGCAACCGACUGGUCGCACCGUACAGGAAUGGAAGUCUACGGCCGCAACGGCCAGUCCAUCACCGACUGCUGGAAAGACGGCGCCUCCACCCUCCACGGCUGGGCCACGCGGGGUUUCCCGAAUUGCUUCUGGAUCUCCAUCGUGCAAGCGGCGCUGACGCCCAAUUUCAUACACGUCACCUCCGAGCAGGCCAAACAUAUCGCGUAUGUGCUGGGCGAGUGUGUGAAGCGGAAUGUACGCACCAUUGAGCCGACGGAGAAGGCGGAGAAGGAGUGGGUGGCGACAAUUGAGCAGUUGGCGGGUCUGCGGGCGGCGUUCUUGAAGGAGUGUACGCCCGGGUAUUAUAACAAUGAGGGUUCUGCGUCGAAGACAGGAGCGAGGAAUGCUUCGUAUGGAGGUGGGUCGCCGGCGUUUUUGAAGAUAUUGGAGGAUUGGAGGGCGACGGGGGAGAUGGAGGGGUUGGAGAUGCAGUAUUUUGAGAAGUAG